GGUGGCGGCGGUGGCGGCGGCGGCGGCGGCGGCGGCGGCGGCGGGUCGCGGUCGCGGUCCCUCUCCUCCGAGCUCCCAGCCGGAGGGGAGGGAGUCACGAUGUCUGGGAGCCGCCAGGCCGGAUCGGGCUCCGCCGGCACCAGCCCAGGCUCCUCGGCGGCCUCCUCGGUGACUUCCGCCUCCUCGUCCUUAUCCUCUUCCCCGUCGCCCCCUUCCGUAGCGGCUUCGGCGGCGGCGCUGGGGUCCGGCGGGGCGGCCCAGGCCGCGGGCUCCGGCGGUCUCGGGGGCCCGGCGAGGCCUGUGCUGGUGGCGGCCGCGGUGUCCGGCAGCGGCGGCGGGAGCGGCGGCGGGGCGGUGUCCGCGGGCCUGUCCCGGCUCAGCUGCGCGGCCAGGCCCAGCGCCGGCGUAGGAGGGAGCAGCUCCAGCCUAAGCAGCGGCAGCAGGAAGCGACCUCUGCUCGCCCCCCUGUGCAACGGGCUCAUCAACUCCUACGAGGACAAAAGCAACGACUUCGUCUGCCCCAUCUGCUUUGAUAUGAUCGAGGAAGCAUACAUGACGAAGUGUGGUCACAGCUUUUGCUACAAGUGUAUUCAUCAGAGUUUGGAGGAUAAUAAUAGAUGUCCCAAGUGUAACUAUGUUGUGGAUAAUAUUGACCAUCUGUAUCCUAAUUUCUUGGUGAAUGAGCUCAUUCUCAAACAGAAGCAAAGAUUUGAGGAAAAGAGGUUCAAAUUGGACCACUCAGUGAGUAGCACCAAUGGCCACAGGUGGCAAAUAUUUCAGGAUUUGUUGGGAACUGACCAAGAUAACCUUGAUUUGGCCAAUGUCAACCUCAUGCUGCAGUUACUAGUACAGAAGAAGAAACAACUGGAAGCAGAAUCACAUGCAGCCCAGCUACAGAUCCUUAUGGAAUUCCUCAAGGUUGCAAGAAGAAAUAAGAGAGAGCAACUGGAGCAGAUUCAGAAGGAGUUAAGUGUUUUGGAAGAGGACAUCAAAAGAGUGGAAGAAAUGAGCGGCUUAUAUUCUCCUGUCAGUGAGGAUAGCACAGUGCCUCAAUUUGAAGCUCCUUCUCCAUCACACAGUAGUAUUAUUGAUUCCACAGAAUACAGCCAACCUCCAGGUUUCAGUGGCAGUUCUCAGACAAAGAAACAGCCCUGGUAUAACAGCACAUUAGCAUCAAGACGAAAACGACUCACUGCUCAUUUUGAAGACUUAGAGCAAUGUUACUUUUCUACAAGGAUGUCUCGUAUCUCAGAUGACAGUCGAACUGCAAGCCAGUUGGAUGAAUUUCAGGAAUGCUUGUCCAAGUUUACUCGAUAUAAUUCAGUACGACCUUUGGCUACAUUGUCAUAUGCAAGUGAUCUCUAUAAUGGUUCCAGCAUAGUUUCUAGUAUUGAGUUUGACCGGGAUUGUGACUACUUUGCAAUUGCUGGGGUUACAAAGAAGAUUAAAGUCUAUGAAUAUGGCACAGUCAUUCAGGAUGCGGUGGAUAUUCAUUACCCUGAAAAUGAAAUGACCUGCAAUUCCAAAAUCAGCUGUAUCAGUUGGAGUAGUUAUCAUAAGAACCUAUUAGCCAGCAGUGAUUAUGAAGGUACCGUCAUCCUAUGGGAUGGAUUCACAGGACAGAGGUCAAAGGUCUAUCAGGAGCAUGAGAAGAGAUGUUGGAGUGUUGACUUUAAUUUGAUGGAUCCUAAACUCUUGGCUUCAGGUUCUGAUGAUGCAAAAGUGAAGCUAUGGUCUACCAACCUGGAUAACUCAGUGGCAAGCAUUGAGGCGAAGGCUAAUGUGUGCUGUGUUAAAUUCAGCCCCUCUUCUAGAUACCAUUUGGCUUUCGGCUGUGCAGAUCACUGUGUUCACUACUAUGAUCUUCGUAACACUAAACAGCCAAUCAUGGUAUUCAAAGGACACCGAAAAGCCGUCUCUUAUGCAAAGUUUGUGAGUGGUGAGGAAAUCGUCUCUGCUUCAACAGACAGCCAGCUAAAGCUGUGGAAUGUAGGGAAGCCAUACUGCCUACGCUCCUUCAAGGGUCAUAUCAAUGAAAAAAACUUUGUAGGCCUUGCUUCCAACGGAGAUUAUAUAGCUUGUGGAAGCGAGAACAACUCUCUUUACCUGUACUAUAAAGGACUUUCUAAGACUUUGCUAACUUUUAAGUUUGACACAGUCAAAAGCGUUCUGGACAAAGACCGAAAAGAAGAUGACACAAAUGAAUUUGUUAGUGCCGUGUGCUGGAGGGCACUUCCAGAUGGGGAGUCCAAUGUGCUGAUUGCUGCUAACAGUCAGGGUACAAUUAAGGUGCUAGAGUUGGUAUGAAGGGUUUGCUCAAGUUAAACUGUACUAGAUCCUGCUGAAAUACAUCUGCAGCCGACAAUACGAGAAGACAGAUCCUGCAGUGUCUCUCCCCAAAGUCACCAUGGGUUUUGGAUUUGUUUUGAGUAUUUUUUUUUUUCCCUGUUUUUCCUCCUUUUGACCUUCGGGACAUUGGGAAUACCCAGUGAACUCUCCACCAUCAAUGUAACUCUACGGACUUUGCUGCUGUUGGUGGUAUGCUUAUCUAAUUUUUGUGAUAGGGAAACAAAUUCUUUUGAAUAAAAAUAAAUAACAAAAAAAUAAUAAAAGUUUAUUGAGCCACAGCUGAGCUGGGAA
Messenger RNA from Capra hircus (goat), 2640 nucleotides. It is a transcript of the gene COP1, whose product is annotated as ring finger and WD repeat domain 2. The record is from RefSeq and is a predicted model, not a curated record. NCBI's taxonomy places the organism in Eukaryota, Metazoa, Chordata, Mammalia, Artiodactyla, Bovidae. The transcript has 20 exons. Gene Ontology annotation, molecular function: protein binding; ubiquitin protein ligase activity. Gene Ontology annotation, biological process: proteasome-mediated ubiquitin-dependent protein catabolic process. The coding region runs from base 100 to 2307 and encodes 735 amino acids.